Molecule: messenger RNA, 3508 nt
Organism: Trichosurus vulpecula (common brushtail)
Lineage: Eukaryota; Metazoa; Chordata; Mammalia; Diprotodontia; Phalangeridae
Gene: DIRAS1
Product: DIRAS family GTPase 1
Exons: 2
Coding region: 211-807 (198 amino acids)
Biological process (GO): signal transduction
Cellular component (GO): plasma membrane
Molecular function (GO): GDP binding; GTPase activity; GTP binding
Source: RefSeq, a predicted model, not a curated record
GGGAGGGGAGCUGAGCAGAGCGGGCGGCGAGACUGCAGCGCAGCCGGAGCCAGAGGAGCAGGAGCUAGAGGAGCAGGAGCCAGGGGAGCAGGGACCUCAGCGGGGCCCCGGACGAUGCGCUAGCCGAGCCCGAGCCGCUGUAGCCGGAGCCACCCCGGGAAGCCGCACAAGCCGAGUCCCGGUCAGAGGAGCUCACAGCCACUGAAGAAGAUGCCGGAACAGAGUAACGACUACCGGGUGGUGGUGUUUGGGGCAGGUGGUGUGGGCAAGAGUUCCCUGGUCCUCCGUUUCGUCAAGGGCACUUUCCGAGAUACCUACAUCCCGACUAUCGAGGACACCUACCGCCAGGUCAUCAGCUGCGACAAGAGCGUGUGCACUCUGCAGAUCACAGACACCACGGGCAGCCACCAGUUCCCGGCCAUGCAGCGCCUGUCCAUCUCCAAGGGCCAUGCCUUCAUCCUGGUCUUCUCUGUCACCAGCAAGCAGUCCUUGGAGGAGCUGCGACCCAUCUACCAGCAGAUUCUGCAAAUCAAAGGCAGCGUGGAGAACAUCCCAGUCAUGCUGGUGGGGAACAAGUGCGACGAGACGCAGCGGGAAGUGGACACCAAGGAGGGGGAGGCCCUGGCCAAGGAGUGGAAGUGCGCCUUCAUGGAGACCUCAGCCAAAAUGAACUACAAUGUCAAGGAGCUCUUCCAAGAGCUGCUCACCCUGGAGAAACAUCGCAACAUGAGUCUCAGCAUUGAUGGGAAGCGCUCCAGCAAGCAGAAGAGGACAGACAAACUCAAGGGCAAGUGUAGCCUGAUGUGAGGGGCCUGGCCCCCAGGGCUGCCCCCUCCCCCUUGCCCUGCUCUGUCCCACUCUUGGUCUUGCUCCAGAUGGCUCCGUGGCCCCUGUUUUGUCUCCUUCUGUCUUCCUGUCAUCUCAAGCUCUCUUCCUCAUGGAUGGCCUCCUUCCAUCUUUCCUCUUUCUCUGUCUCUCAUUGUCCUUCUCUGUCCUCAUAGCAGCCACUCCGAGGUUGUUGAGACCAACCUGUAUCUAAACAGAAACUCCCUCCAUGACAUCCCUCCCAAGUGGUCAUCCAGCCUCUCCCUGGUCAGCUGCUCUCUCUGUCUUCUUUCUCCUGUCCCUGUCUGUGUUUCUGCAUCUAUUUGUUUUUCUCAGUUUCUCCUUCCCUCUGUGUGUGUGUGUGUGUGUGUGUGUGUGUGUAUGUGUGUGUGUGUGUGUCCAUCUCUCCUGCCCUGAGUCUCUCCAUAGGCCCCCCAUUCCUACAUUUGAUCACUGUGACUUGGGGGGCUGAAACGCACAUUGACCUCGCACAUUUCUUUCUCUUUUUUGACCAUUGAUGGCCCCCUCCCUCCUCCCCUGCUCCAUGGGCCCAGCUCAACUCCCCCUUUCACCUGGCUUCCUCCUCCCUGUGAUACCCGGAGGCAUGUGAUAGGGAGGCCCAGUAGACAGGCUUUCCUUGGCCUUUGAGACAAUAGGCAAUAAAGAUGAAGCCCCUGCAGCUGAGCUAGGCCCUCAAUCUGCCCUAGGCCUCCCCCUUGCCUUCCCUCUCUGCCCCUUGUAGAAGUGACCAGUGGCCCCAGGACUGAGGAGCUAGGCCCAGGGGGCUUGUGGGCAGGAGCCAGACUCUGUCUAGCAGCCCAGCACAAUUCACCGCUGUCUCUCUCUUUCACCUCGUUCAGGUUGUAUGGUAGUGUCCCUGCUCCUAGCCUCCCUUCCCAGGGGUCUACAGGAUUACUCUAGGUGUGAAUGGGGGUGGUUCUGUGUACCCCCGGAAGGAGGUUAUGGGCUAGGGUUCUGAGGAGUGGGGGAUCAUCAUUCCCCCCACCCCAGGAGGGUGGGGAGGUAGAAGCCAUCAGCACAACCCCUCUGCCCAGCCCCCAGAACAUCCCCUUGAGGGGAAUGGUCCCUCUGAGGGGCUAGGCUGGGCCCCAUCUCAGAGAUAGAUGUGUCCCAGGGAGGGCACAUUCAGUGAAUUGGAUUUGAGAGAGGGGGCACUCAUUUUCCCUGCCAGGGAGUCCUGACCUGACCCCCAUAGGAAGAGGAGAGGAGAAGACAGUGACCACGAGGAAGACAGACAGGAAGCAUUGGCAGGUGCAUGUGUGUGUAACAAAACCUGUGUGUGUUCAUGCUGUUAUGUGUGUUUGUAUACAUGCAUGUAUAUGCGUUAAUGUAUAUGAUAUCUGUGUGAGUGGGUAUGCAGACAUGUGAGAAUAAAUCAGGGGAUGUAUGCAUGUAUAUUAGUGUGUGUAUGUUUGUAUGUGUGUGUUUGUGCAUGUAAGUGUGCAUGUGUGUGCGCGUGUGUAUGUGUGUGUGUGUGAUAGUAUUUGUGUGUCUGAGUAUGUCUGUGCAUAGGUGGAGGGGCAGGAACCUGUAGGGAAAGCUGAUAGGUUUGGGGGUCAGUGCUGGAGCCCUGCUCCUUCCCCCCGCCCCCAAGGCCAAUCUAUCCCUUCAGCCCCCUGCUGCAGGCAGCACUUCACCCCCUGACAUGCAGCACCCCUGGCUGACCUUGGAAGGGGCUGUGGGGUGAGGCGAGGGAAAGGUGAGCAGGUGAGCUAGGGGACUCUCUCCUCUGAGGGUGCUGGCCCCACCAGGGGCUCUGGUACCGUUCCUCAGGGAUCCACCCUGAUAGCACAAUUACCAUCCCCCAGCCCAGACCCAGGGGCUUAGAGCAGGUGGGGGGAGUGGGCAGCCAGGCCCUGCCUUGCAGUGGGUGUGUCCACCCACUUCUCUCCAACCACACCCCCUCCCCACUGUGACCACCUGAGGCAGAACCAAGCACCUCUUCUCCCAACUGCCCAGAGCAAACUGUGUUAUCUUCUGUUCUUGCCUUCCUGAACACACUCCUCUUCCUUUACCACAUUACUUCCUGGGCCCGAUGUUGAAAUCCCAGGAAAAAAAAAAGAAAAAGACAGGCCUGUCUGGAAAGUAGUUGUCCAGGCCUGGACAGCCUAGGGGAUUCAGCUGAGGGUGACCAGAGAAUAUUAGAGCUGGAAGUUACUUUAAAGACCAUCUGUUCCAAAACCCAUAUUUUACAGAUUGGGAAAUUGAGGCCCAGAGAGAAUAAGAAAAUUGCUUAAAGUCACACACAGCAAGUCAGGGACAGAGCUGGGAGAGAGGUAACAUGUCCUUCAGGGACAGCAGCCCCAUGUAGCACAUGGAUCCCCCUCUCCCAUUGUCCCUGGGCCCUUCGGAAAGCUCCAGAGGUUGGGACCAGGGCAAGACCAAGAGUCUGGGAUGAACAUAGGUCCCACUUCUUCCCUAGGCAUGUGGUGUGGGCAAUUCCACCCUGCCCAGCUGCUGUGACGCUAGAAUAUUGUCUGGUGCUCUGGACUGAGGCCUUGGCCCCCCUCCCCCAAUCCUUUGUAAUGCCUCCCCUCUGUCCCCCAGAUGACUCCCCCGAGCAUGUGGACACCCCCUUCUCCAGUGCACCCUGUCUUUUUUAAGAGUCCAAUGUAGCCUUCACUCUAGAACUAGUCUUCCUCCAAUAAAGACAUGGCUCCUG